UGAGAAGAUUGGUAAUAGUGCUGUAUCGGUCGUGCUGGCAAUACUGCGAGGAGUAACAGGGAAUAAGAUGAAAAUAAAUAAGAUCUGAUCAAAAGAUAUAAGUAAACACAAAGAAAAGGGAACGAAAAUUACAGAAGAGAAAGAAAGGAGGAAAUGGUCAAUCAAGGUGUGCCGAAACAAAGGUGGAACUCUCAGUAGUGAGGAGCGGAGACAGCGCAGUGUUUGUGUGUCCGUGUGUGUGUGUGUCAAGGGAAGUAAACACACACAGAGAAGUGACCAACCAUGUCUCACUGGUUUCAUAGGAACCCGCUGAAGGCCACUGCGGAGGUCAAAUUCGACCUGAAGAUGGUGGCUACAGACAGUCAAGCUCUUAAACUGUGCAGUGACCUAAAGCAAGCAAGAGCAAGAUUGCUUGAACUACUACCAAAUGCAAACCAUGAAAUUGAUGUGGUGGAGCCAGCCCUCACCUUGUACCUGUCCCUGCUGCGAGGCCUCAUUGAAGUGCCUGAGGGAGAGAACUCAGACUGGAGCAAGCUGAGGCAUGCACUACGCUACCGCUGGUCACACUCCAUGCUGGGCACCAAGGCUGAGGGUCAUUAUGAUGCAAUUUAUGAAUUGGUAUCAGUCCUGCAGAACACUGCCUUUUGGUAUAUGAAGCAUGCUUCCAAGAUUGCUGCUCAAGAAGAAGUGAGUAUGGAUGAAGCCAAGUUAGUUCAUCGCAGCCUGCGGCGUGGAGCUGGUCUGUUGAAAUAUGCCCAGGAUGAAUGGGUAAACAAGCUGCUGGAGUCUCCUGCACCAAUGAGUGAUUCUGAUCCCAGAGUGCACACAGCUUACCUCAAUCAGGCCACAGCUGAGGCUCAGGAAGUAACCAUUGCAAGAGCCAUUGAGUUAAAGCACAAUGCUGGACUCAUAUCUGCCCUUUCGAAUGAGACAUCAAGGAUGUUCACAACUGCUGCAGAUUCCAUUGCAUCAUUAGAUGAGAAGAUAUUUGGUCAUUGGACUCAGUACCUCCGACUGAAGGCUGCAUUUUAUGCUUCCUAUGCUUAUAACUAUUCAGGCCAGAACUUACUGAACCAAGACAAGUGUGGAGAUGCAAUCAGAGCUCUGCAGGAAGCAAAGAAAAAAUAUGAGGAAGCAGGCCAACAGUGCAAGGAGUAUUCCCACACUAAGGGUCCAGGAACACAGGCCAAACCUGAGAAGCAUCAGUUCUUCCGCCGCUUGGCACCCAUUGUGACCCGCACUCUGGAGAAGUGUGAGCGGGAGAAUGGCAUGAUCUACCAUCAGAAGAUUCCAUAUGAUCCACCUGAGCUGGAAAUAAAAGCCACUUAUGGUCUGGUGGCUCCUGAUGACUACACUCUUCCUCCCAUGGCUCCAUUAUGGACACCUGUCACCUACAGUGCAUUUGACUUGACAAAGAAUCUUUCAGAGGAUGACUCUUCAAAAUCUAAAACUGCCCAGAAGGUAGAAGGUGACCUCCCCGCAGUCAAAGAAACUGAAGUGCACCACACCUCGAAAGACCACAAAAACGACAGUGGUUGUUCCAUCAUGUAGUAUGUGCAGUUGGUGCAUGAUACGUCAGGUCAGUUAUCCCUUAAAUUUACAAGUGGGAAUUUACAUAUAAUGAACUGUGUAAUUGGAGAAAAUUCAUCAGUUCUCUUUAGUUGUCUAGAUCUUACGAAAAUGUAUAACAAAUUUGUUUUCCUUAUAUACAAAUAUGCAUGUGUUUGCAAAGUCACUAUUUUCAUACUCAGCCCUCUAACUUACUAGUCCUGGUGAUUACAGUGAUGAUUAUGUUAAAGUGUGGAUUGUCCAAUUAGUGUAUAGAUAGAUUUUCCACAUCAGAUAGAUAUGUUGUCUCCUUACUUAAUGUAGCCUGCAAAUAUGACGGAGGCUUUUAUAUAACGUUUAUCAUAUAAGUUACUUAAUACUUAUAUUUUGUUCAGUAUUCUUGGAAAUGUAUAUUUGUGAUGUGUGCUGUUCCUUGGAUGGAUUAAGUUUGUGAUCAGUUAUGGAUGGAUUCAUUUAGGGUUGCUUUUUUUCCAUCUGCCAGGAAUAUGCAUAUAUAUAUUAAGUGAUUUGUACAUUAUUGUGGUACAUUUGUUAUUUAUGGUGGCAGCCUGUGAAUCAUCUUAUGAUCCAUCAUUUUGGCAGUUACAAUUGGCUAUUGUAUUUGCUGGUGCAUAAGAAUUAUUAUUAUUAUUAUUAUUAUUAUUAUUAUUAUUAUUUAUUUAUUUAUUUUCAUUUAUUUAUAUAUUUCUAAUAAUAUAAAAAAAAUUUCCCCUCAUCUAAUGCAACCUAAUUAUCAAGUGAGAGAUUGGGCAUAGAGUGCAGAAUAUCUGGUGGUGUAUGGCUAAGGAGAUUGGAAGUCAUCUGUGUUGAGCUUUACAACACAUCAUAAAAACUGUUGUUAAUGAUAUUCAUAGUAACAUAUAAUACUGAAAAGAACAAGCUGGUAUGGUGGUGGUGGUAUUGCUGAAAGACAGCAUGAGUACCAAAUGUAGAGUUACCAAUGCAGGAGCUGCAUCUGCAGUUAAGCUGGUCAGCUAAUGGUUUGUUCAUCAAGAAAUGCAACUGUGAUUGUGUUAUUUCCAGUUGUUUAAAAAUUAUUUUCACAUUUUAUUAAUACUAAAUCUUGUUUUGUUUUGUUUUUUUCCAGGAAUUACUAAAUUAUAUUUUUUAACUCUUAAUCAAAGACUUAUUAGAAUCUAUAAAAUUUAUUUAUUAACAAUUUUCUUUAUGAGAAAAUUUGUGAAAAAAUGCUUUGUGGAAGCAAGACGAAGAUAAAAAGCUUUCCAUUUUCAUGCAGAAGACUAGGUAAAUUAAGUUUUUAUUUUUUAGUAAUAUAUAAUAUAAAAGAAAAAUAUGGCUGGGCAUGGUAUUACAAGAAAAAUAACACAUGUAUACAGUUUGUAUUUUGUUACUGUAAUUUGAAAAAUGAUGAAUGUGUAAACAAACAAUACACUAAUAUAGUUGCCAACUAGGUAAGCAGAGUUGAACUAGCUGCUCUGAUUAAAAAUAGCAUUGAUGAGCUUACAGUAUUCCCUAAGUAUUUUUGCUGCAAAUAUUCCACAGAGCUCAAACAUAUGGCAGUAAAACAACAAAGGCAUACCUAUAAAAUUAAAUCUGAGCUAAAUGUAAAUAACAAAAUAUUGUCGAGUUCUCAUAUAAAUUUCAUUAAUAAAGAAAUAUAUCAUUCUAUGGGGCAUCCUGCAAUGAAAUAAGACUGAGUUUGACUACUUUACAUUAUUUUCUUUAUAUUCAUUUAGUAGGAUAUUUUAAAAUUUCAACCUAUGACAGGAAGAUAAUCAAUAAGUUUAUGAUGAAACAAUACCCUUUUCCUUGCAAUUGCUCUCAAAAUAAAUGUAAAAUAGGUGUGCAUCUUAUGCAGAGGUCCAUCUUUUCCAUUGCUAAAUAUGGUAACAAAUAAGCAUCAUUCUCCUCACAUAUGAACUUCAAAAUAGUCUACUGGUUAUCCAAUGUUGUACUUUUAGUUUUGGCCUUUUUUUAAUUGAUUGGAUUCAUGUAACCUCUUACACUACUUAGAAAAUACUGUUCUCAUCUUGAUGAAUUACAGCAUUUAAAAAGGUAAACUUAUGGUCACACUGAUCAUAGAUAUUGCUGUGUUGAGCCCUUUUUGCCAUUUUGUUAUGGCUGGUGCCAUUCCUUAAAGUGUCAUCCCUUUCAUCCAUGCUGAUCACCAUGCACAUCAGAACAACUGGCUAUUGUCUGCUGGUUUAGGACUUAUAAUAAUAGUGGUUUGGUGGUUACUAUGUGCAAUAUUGGGCCAUAGUAGUUCUUGGUGCCUAGCAUUCUUCAAGAGGAAAGGUAUAACCUCUGUUGACCAAUUAAUAUUACUGCCACAGUUUGUAAUUUGCAGUAAUGUUUCCGCUGCUUUUCUGUCACCCAGCCAUCAUGUUUGUUUUUCCUCAGGAAGCAAAACUUAAUGAAAGUUGUAUAGUUAUUUCUUGGUUGUAAUGUAAUUCAUUAAUAUUUUGAGUGAUUUAUGACUUCAGUUUCGUAUAAAUUUUAUGCAUAUCUAUAUUUGUUUGAGAAAAUGAUAAACCAUUGACUCUUAAUGUUUUCAUCUCCCACUGGUUAGCACCCAGAGAAUAUUGAUCCAGAGCAAGGGUGCCAAGUCUAGGCUAGUCUUUAAAUAAAUAAAUAAAAUCCCAGCCAUGCUGCCUGGCUCAGCAAUAGAAGUAGCAAUGACAGCUAGUGUGAAAGUUGUUGACUUUGAUUCUGGGACAUUAAGAUGUGUCAGCACAACUAUCCAUUGAACAUUGUUUAUUACUAAAAAAAAAUCCCUCUUAUCUGAGCUCUCUGGGACAACAGCUGUCUUAUUAUGUGCUCUGGAUGUUCUCUUCCGAGAUAGUUGGUUGUUGCACAGCUACUCAGAGACAUACAGUACUGCAUCAAGUUUGGCACCUAAUUGAGACUAGGAAAAGUAACAUCAAAGUUGAUAUCACCAAAAUUGAUGUAUCAACUUAAUGGGAGAUUAGUUAAUGAGGAGUUGAUCCAUAAGAAAACACAUACUCAUCCUUGUGUAAUAUAACUAGAAAAUAUAAUGAAAUAUACUCAAAUAUAGUACUAUAUAUUACAAGUAUUAUUUUUACACGUGUAACAAAUGUACUCCCUUCAUUCAAACAUGAAACUCACCAGAAAGUUUAGUGUGAAGGACUUAAUAGAUAGUAGGGGUAUCCAAGACUGGGUAUGGUUAGUGGGUUCCACUAUUACCUCCAAGACUGUCUGCUUUUCACUGCUCACCACUAUCAUCAUAACCUGUUUCUGUUUGCACUAUUUAAUGUAGUACAUCCACUUGUUGAGACAUCUAACCUGAAGCUUGCCCCUCUUGCUCCUCCACUAACUGAGAAUUCACCAAUGAGCAUGCAUAAGGUUCACCAAAGACAGUUUCCAUGUUCAAAAGAACCUUUAGCUUGGAGUGGAACAUCCUUUUUCAUAGCCUCUUGGGGCCUCAUUUGUUGAUAAGUUAUCAAAGCCUGUUGAACUUACUGAUUUAUUGGGUUGAACACAUCACCAAGGAAGCUGAUCAAUAUUUUUAACAAUGUCUUUGUAGUUGAAAGUGAGAGGUUCAGUUUUGUGCAACUUAAUUGCACUGUACUGGCUGGCUGGUGCUAACAUUGCAGUUGUUGCAUUGGUAGUGGCUGUGAGAUUCAAAGGUGUGUGUUUAUUGCUGUGUAAUUUUUCCAACAAAAGUCAAAUCAUGACAAUAUUUUAAAGGUUUCACAAAGUUGUGAUUAACCAAACUUGGUACAGUACUGUACAUAUUGCUCGACUGAUUGAUUGUCAAUAAAUGGGCAUGUCUGAUGAUUGAACAUCAUUCAUGUUUUUAAUGAUUAUAACCUAUUGAGUGUUAUGGUAGAAAUAAUUAUAGUGUUGCUUCCAGAUAUAUAUAACUUGGCCAUUAUUGGCAACUUAGAAUAUGUAACUUAAUAUAUCUAAAUUAUUCAUGUAGCUGAGAAGAUUCUUCAAUUUUAAAAAGUUGUCAUUGACUUAUUUUUUUGCUUUAUGGUGGCAUAUGUAGGGCAUAUAUAGUAUCAUAAUUGUACACUGGAAGUUAUAUCUUAGCUAGACAUGAAAGUGUCACUGGUAGGCAACAUUUAGUGUAAACCAUUUGAUGCCUUAUUAAAGCUUGCUAGCAGUUUCAAUGAAUUUUGUCACUCAUUACCACUAGCAGUGAGAAUUGGUGAACUUAGUGUUUGGUAGAAAAGAAAAGUUUUGUUAUGAGGUUUUUUUUAUAAAGACAUCACUUCUGUGACUCACUACUUCUGGAAACUGUCCUCUUUAUUUUUAGGAAUUGUUUGCUACAGUAAAAUCCCUCUCAUCCGGCAGCUUCAAGUAUCCGGCACAUUUUUCCCCGAGCCUUAAAAUCAAUAAAAAAUCAAUGUGUACUCAUAAAAUUGAUUAAAAUUCCUGCGCGAGACAUACUUUGUCCCCUUGCCACCAGAGCGCACUGCUUCGCGCCACCCGCAGCCCACUGCACUGUGUUUAUUCAGUGACUCAGUCCCGCGUGUGCACUGUUUAUCGCCUGACGCCUUCAUCAUACCUAAAGUUGUAGAAAAGAGGAAGCGUGUUGUGCUUACACUUAAGCAGCUGAUCAGAUCAGCUGAUCUUUGUUAUGGUAAGAUGCGUGAGUGUAGGGUGGUGAUUGUGGACAUAAUUUCACUUCUAUUCAAGUAUCCGGCAUGUCGGCGGUCCCGUUGAUGCCGGAUAAGAGGGAUUUUACUGUAAUACCUUGAUGACCAUUUUAGGCUGUAAGUAUUUUCAUUACUUACCUUGGCCUUUAAUGAUGUUUCUCCUUUCAUCUAUUCAUGUUUUCAUCACAUUGCAAUACUUAGACUGAUUGUGUCUAUUGGAGUAUGUAGUCAUUCAUCCAAAAUAAUGCAUAAUUGUUCAUAUUUUGUUAGUUUAUUUCAUAGCAAAUUCUAUAUAUUUUCAAAUGUUAAGAUGAAGUGUAGAGUGAUUUACAAAUGUAUUUUAUGUAUCAUUAAAUAUAUUGUUUUAAGAUGAUUAUGCCAAAGAAUUUUCCUUACUUCAAGAGGAAGUUCCUAUGAAGAUGACACUCAAGUAACACUACUCUGCAGGUCCAAGGACUUAUUUAAACUAGAAGCAAUGUACCUACAAGAAUACUGUGUGGCACAUUGUUUCUUAUAUAUUGUAUGUAUUAUUAUGUUAUUUUACCAUAUUCCAUAUUCAUUUAAAAAAAUACCUCUGUGUUGAUUACAUUUCUAUUCUGAAAAUAGUACAUCAUUUAACAUGUACAAGGAUUUAUUAAUACCAUAGAUGCCAUAAAGGUAGAUGAACAUAGAACAUUAUUAUUUUUUGUAUUAUAUGAUUAGUUAUCUUUCUUACCUUCAGUGUGAAUUUCAUGGAUCAUAUAUAUAUAUAUAUAUAUAUAUAUAUAUAUAUAUAUAUAUAUAUAUAUAUAUAUAUAUACACACAGUGGGACCUCAGCUACCAAACGUCUCCCUUUCUGAACAACUCAGUUUUCGAACAAAAAUUUUAACUCAUAAUUGCUUUGGUUGCUGUACCAUAAAUCAGUUUUCAAACAAAGUUACUUGAUUUCAAAUAAUACAAGACAUAGCAAAAAUCUGCCAUUUAUUACAAAUCUUUAAUUUCUAUAAAUAUUUUCUUCAUUUUUAUAGAUUUGGAGGAGAGACACAAAGGGUAAGACAGUAAAUCAAUCUUUGAAAUAAAUUAAAUGUGAUCCUAUUGAAGAAGUUGAAGAUUCUCGAUGUAAACAAACAAGGUUUGGUGCUCAGGAGUAAUCCCAAGCCUCUUGUUGCUCUCUUUAUGAACCACAGCGCCAUCACUACUGCAUAACUGCAUUUUCCCAGUAGCUUUUCCCAGCAACAAGAUGUCUAAGUGUUAUGAUCACCUUCAUUUUGGCAAUGAGUGGGUUGCUUCUCUUUGUGUCACUCUGUAAGGCUUUCCUCACUUGAUUGGUGGCAAAGAAAAUGCCUCAACAGUAUCUUUUGAUGAGUUCUGUGUCACUAAGUUCAUUCAAUACAUCCUUUCUGGAUGAAAAAUUUCUAAGCUGGAUAUGUUGUGGAGCAGCCAUCUUACCAGUGGGACUGUCAGUCAUUACCCGCUAAGACAUGGCGGACAAGUGUCUGAGAACGGAUUAAUCUAUUUUACAUUGAUUCCUAUGGGAAAAAUAGUUUUGGUUUUCAAACAUUUCAGAUUUAGAACACCAUUUCAGGAAUGAAUUAAAUUUGGAAACCGAAGUAACAAUAUAUACAAUAUAUAUAUAUAUAUAUAUAUAUAUAUAUAUAUAUAUAUAUAUAUAUAUAUAUAUAUAUAUAUAUAUAUAUAUAUAUAUAUAUAUAUAUAUAUAUAUAUAUAUAUAUUUUACCUAUGAUGAUGAUAAUGAUAAUAAUAGUAUAGGGAUCUAUAUACCAAGUGUGAAAGGUGUUAAUAGAGGCAAAGCACUUAAAUGAACAAGAAGAGAAUGUUUGGAUAGGUAGAGGUGGAAGCUCUCCUGCCUUAGCUGCUCCCUUUGAGAGAUGGUCCCAGAGGGAACAAAGCAUCAGAGGGACAUGAAUAGACAGAUCAUAUACUAGGCCCUUGGAGAUUGCCACUUGCACAAUCAUUUACAAUCAGUCCUUUUAGUAUAUGCACAUGUCUUAGCUUGUAGGGCUUUAGGUUGAAAAAACCUGUCAUCACUAUCCCACACUUUCAGAGGGUCUGUUGCACAGCAUAUUUGGAUCCCUCCACAUUUGGCCCAAGAACACUAAAGAGCACUAAAGCAUCAGAACAGACCAGUCUUGCAUCUGACCAGAUCAGUUGAUCAGACAAGAUGCAGAAUCUGUUCAUCUACAUACUAGAUGGACAUAACCCUUAUUGAGUAUUAGCUAUCCAAGUCUAAACAUCUACAUGCAUUCACAAACAUAUCCUUACAUUUUAGGCAUCUUGAGAUAUAACUGAUCCUCACCACAUCUUAUUAUAUGAAGGACACAAGUGCAGAGUAUUUAUCAACUUAUGAUGAAGAGCCUGGCAGCCAUAUUUAUAUUUGUUAGAUUUUUUUUUAAGUAAGUCAGAUGAUUCUCCAGUAGUAGUGUUAUUUAUUUUCUAAUGUGAGGUAGGCCAAGGGCAAAAAAAAAAAAAAAAAGCAAAAAAUGCAUCCAAAACAUAUUGCUCUCUAAAAGUCAAGAGUUGUAGAAUCAAAAGGGAUGGACAAUUUAGUUUUUGGGGAGGAAUCAAUGAGAUGAAAAGCUUUUGACUGCACCUUGUUCAAGAAGGUUGAGUGAGUUCAAAAUCCUUACAUAUAUGCAUGAACAGUAUUCCUUUGCCCUUGCAAAGAGUAAGCAGCUGGGAGGAGAAAAGUAUUGGAUUGGUGGAAGCAAUACAGAAGAUCUAACUUUAUGGGAGCUCUUUUUAGUAAGAGAAGACGUAAGAUCUUUAGUGAAAAAUGGGCCACAUGUUUUUGAAGAAGAGGAGUUAGUUGUCUUGAAGGUUGUGUUGAAUGAAUAAGUGAAAGAAUUGAGUAUUCGAAGAUUUGAACAACAAGGUUAUCUCUCUCCCAUCAUGAAAUGUAAGAAGUUAGGCAUUCUUUGGCUUCUCUGUAUGAACUUUUGAAUUCCUGCAGAGUUGGGUGUCUGGCAAAUUCCACAAAGAAAUGCAUGGUAGUUAUCAAUAUAAGAAUGGAUAGGACAAGAUGUUUGAGAAGACCACUUAUGAAUAAUAGGAGCCCUGUCAAACACUACUGUUAAUAUCUAGUUUUUAGGAGAAUAACAAUGACUGUCUAGCACCACAGCUAAAGACCAGCCAGAUAGGAAAUCUCAGAUAAAGAUGCUGAGAGAUGAAUACAAACCAUAUAGCAACAAGUCAUGCAUGCAGUUUCUCUCUCUCUCUCUCUCUCUCUCUCUCUCUCUCUCUCUCUCUCUCUCUCUCUCUCUCUCUCUCUCUCUCUCUCUCUCUCUCUCUCUCUCUCUC
Molecule: messenger RNA, 9453 nt
Organism: Scylla paramamosain (green mud crab)
Lineage: Eukaryota; Metazoa; Arthropoda; Malacostraca; Decapoda; Portunidae
Product: BRO1 domain-containing protein BROX-like
Exons: 9
Coding region: 283-1551 (422 amino acids)
Source: RefSeq, a predicted model, not a curated record